Messenger RNA from Hemicordylus capensis (graceful crag lizard), 2320 nucleotides. RefSeq names its product regulator of MON1-CCZ1 (gene RMC1). The record is from RefSeq and is a predicted model, not a curated record. Gene Ontology annotation, biological process: regulation of autophagy. Gene Ontology annotation, cellular component: Mon1-Ccz1 complex; lysosomal membrane; late endosome membrane. NCBI's taxonomy places the organism in Eukaryota, Metazoa, Chordata, Lepidosauria, Squamata, Cordylidae. The coding region runs from base 1 to 2208 and encodes 735 amino acids. The transcript is spliced from 20 exons. Gene Ontology annotation, molecular function: protein binding.
AUGAGACUCCAUCAGCGACCUGCGUCCUGCGCCUUUAAGGACCAAGAGCUCCGUGGUCAUGUGCAAGGGGAGCGUCACCAGGAAGCGGUUCUGCGACGCGCAGGGAGGAAGACGCACAUACACAAACCCGGCUUGUCAGCGGGGCGAGAGGAAGCGGCGCGGAGAGGCCCCAAGGAGCCUGAAGUCGCGGGGUCAGUGUCCUCGGGCCCACCCCUCGCUGCCAUGGCGACGGCCGCCAGCGCCCUGGACUAUUACUUGGCGCUGUGCGCGCGGCCCGUGCAGUUCGAGAAGGCGAGCCCCGUUAAUUGCGUCUUCUUCGACGAGGCCAAUAAGCAGGUUUUUGCAGUUCGAUCUGGUGGAGCUACUGGUGUGGUAGUUAAAGGCUUGGAAGAUCGCAAUCCCAUCUCCUUCAGAAUGGAAGACAAAGGGGAGGUGAAGUGCAUCAAGUUUUCUUUGGGGAACAAGAUAUUGGCUGUCCAGAGAACACCAAAGAACGUGGACUUUCUGAACUUCAUUCCAGACAGCCCACAAUUAGAAUAUACUCAAGAAUGCAAGACCAAGAAUGCCAACAUUCUCGGAUUCUGCUGGACAAGUUCUGCAGAAAUUGUCUUCAUAACAGAUCAAGGAAUUGAAUUUUACCAGGUAUUGCCAGAAAAACGGACCCUGAAACUUGUAAAGAGUCAGAAUAUUAAUGUAAACUGGUACAUGUACUGUCCUGAGAGCUCUGUCAUUCUGCUGUCAACCACAGUUCUUGGAAAUGUUCUGCAGCCAUUCUAUUUCAAGGGUGGAACUAUGUCAAAGCUGUCCAAAUUUGAAAUUGAAUUGCCUGCAGCUCCCAAAUCAUCCAAGCUCAGCCUUUCUGAAAGAGAUAUUGCUAUGGCCACAAUAUAUGGCCAGCUUUAUGUUCUCUACUUGAGACACCACUCAAGGACAUCCAGUAGUACAGGAGCUGAAGUGGUCCUUUAUCACUUACCAAGGGAAGGUUCAUGUAAGAAGUUGCAUAUAUUGAAGUUAUACAGGACUGGAAAGUUUGCACUAAAUGUUGUGGAUAACUUGGUGGUAGUUCAUCAUCAGGAUACUGAGACCUCUAUUAUAUUUGAUAUCAAACUAAAAGGAGAAUUUGAUGGCACAGUUACCCUUCAUCAGUUUGUACUUCCAGCUCGGUCCAUACAACCCUAUCAGAUCCCUGUAGCAGGUCCAGCUUCGGUAACUAGCCAGUUUCCAGUUCCCUGUAAACUCUAUUCCUCAUCCUGGAUUGUCUUUCAACCUGAUAUUAUCAUCAGUGCAAGUGAAGGUUAUCUUUGGAACCUGCAGGUGAAACUUGAGCCUAUAGUAAAUCUCCUGCAAGACAAAGGGAAACUCAUGGAUUUUCUUCUUCAGAGAAAAGACUGCAAAAUGGUUAUUCUUUCUGUGUGUUCUCAGAUGCUAAGCGAGCCAGACAGAGGAUCACUGGGCAUGAUUGCCACUGUUUUUGACAAACUCAACCAUGAGUAUAAGAGAUACUUGGAAGCAGAACAGAGUUAUAAUAUGGCAUUAGAAUCUGGGCAGAGUAGAAGCAAUCCACCCCCAAAACGACCAGUUCGUACCCAGGCUGUUAUUGAUCAGUCAGACAUGUAUACUCAUGUCUUGUCUGUCUUUACUGAAAAAAAGGAGGCACCUCACAAGUUCACAAUAUCCGUCUUAAUGGAGUAUAUUCGCUCACUGAAUCAAUUCCAAAUAGCUGUCCAGCAUUAUCUAUAUGAACUGGUUAUCAAAACCCUUGUUCAGCACAACCUAUUCUAUAUGCUUCACCAGUUCCUGCAGUACCAUGUUCUCAGUGAUUCAAAACCUCUGGCCUGCCUGCUGUUGUCUCUAGAGAGCAUUUAUCCUCCAGCACAUCAGCUUUCCCUAGAUAUGUUAAAGAGACUUUCUACGGCAAAUGAUGAAAUAGUGGAAGUUUUGUUGUCUAAACAUCAGGUAUUGGCUGCCUUGAGGUUUAUCAGGGGCAUUGGAGGACAUGACAGCAUCUCUGCCCGCAAGUUCCUUGAUGCAGCAAAGCAGACUGAAGAUGAGAUGCUUUUCUAUACCAUAUUCAGGUUCUUUGAGCAAAGAAAUCAGCGAUUACGUGGAAGCCCUAGUUUCACUCCAGGAGAACAUUGUGAAGAGCAUGUCACAUUUUUUAAGCAGGUUUUUGGAGACCAAGCACUGAUGAAGCCCACCACUUUCUGAAGUAGCAGUCAUUUCAAUACAAAAAAAUGUAUAAACUUAAUUUAUUGCAUUUAUGUACUGAUACUUUUGACCUACAAAAAUUCCUAUUUUAUAAUAAAGUAUAUAUACAGAC